Messenger RNA from Malurus melanocephalus (red-backed fairy wren), 1191 nucleotides. RefSeq names its product neuromedin B receptor (gene NMBR). Gene Ontology annotation, cellular component: membrane. NCBI's taxonomy places the organism in Eukaryota, Metazoa, Chordata, Aves, Passeriformes, Maluridae. Gene Ontology annotation, molecular function: bombesin receptor activity. Gene Ontology annotation, biological process: bombesin receptor signaling pathway. The record is from RefSeq and is a predicted model, not a curated record. The transcript has 3 exons. The coding region runs from base 1 to 1191 and encodes 396 amino acids.
AUGGAGCUAGAGCCCCCUCCCGAACUCACAGCAAUGCCCCCGCUCGAGUUCACAGCAAUACCCCUCGGGGAGAAUGGAAGUGUCCAGCUGGUGCCCGACCCAGCUCUACUGUCCCCGGAGAGAGGCACGGCCAUGUUCAUCAUCCGCUGUGUGAUCCCCUCACUUUACCUGCUCAUCAUCACUGUCGGCUUGCUGGGCAACAUCACCCUCAUGAAGAUCUUUAUUUCCAACAGCGCCAUGAGAAGUGUGCCCAACAUCUUCAUCUCCAGUCUCGCUGCUGGUGAUCUGCUCCUGCUAGUGACCUGUGUGCCUGUGGAUGCCUCCCGGUAUUUCUCUGAGGAGUGGCUCUUUGGGGAAGUGGGCUGCAAGCUCAUCCCUGUCAUCCAGCUCACCUCUGUUGGUGUCUCUGUCUUCACCCUCACCGCCCUCAGUGCUGACAGGUACAAAGCAAUUGUAAAUCCCAUGGACAUCCAGACCUCCAGUGCGGUGCUAUGGACUUGUGUYAAAGCCACUGCCAUCUGGGUAAUCUCCAUGCUCCUAGCAGUUCCUGAGGCAGUGUUCUCCGAGCUGGCUCACAUCAAUGACACAGAUAAUGCCACUUUCACAGCGUGCAUACCAUACCCCAUGACAGACGACAUGCACCCGAGGAUUCAUUCUGUGCUGCUUUUCCUUGUGUAUUUCCUUGUCCCUCUUGUGAUUAUUAGCAUCUACUACUGUCAUAUUGCUAAGAGUUUAAUAAAAAGUGCUCACAAUAUCCCUGGGGAACAUAGUGAGCAUUCCAAAAGACAGAUGGAAACUCGGAAACGUCUGGCAAAAAUCGUUCUAGUUUUUGUUGGCUUCUUCGCCAUCUGCUGGUUUCCUAACCAYGUGCUCUACAUGUACAGAUCUUUUCAUUACAAUAAGAUCGAUCCAUCCAUGGGACAUAUGGUCGUUACCUUAGUGGCCCGAGUGCUAAGCUUUUGCAACUCUUGUGUCAACCCAUUUGCACUCUAUUUUCUCAGUGAGAGUUUUAGAAGACAUUUCAACAACCAGCUUYGCUGCAGGAAGAAAGCUGAGAAAGAGAGAUCUGCCAGCUACUUGCRCAACUCUUCUGCCAUUCAAAUGACUUCCCUGAAAAGCAAUACCAGGAACACAGGGACUACCAUGACACAACUGAAUGGGCACAACUUAAAACAAGAAAUGUCAUUAUGA